This is a messenger RNA of Gloeophyllum trabeum ATCC 11539, 741 nucleotides long. RefSeq lists its product as uncharacterized. The record is from RefSeq and is a predicted model, not a curated record. The coding region runs from base 1 to 741 and encodes 246 amino acids. The transcript is spliced from 10 exons. NCBI's taxonomy places the organism in Eukaryota, Fungi, Basidiomycota, Agaricomycetes, Gloeophyllales, Gloeophyllaceae.
AUGGUAAAGUGGCAGAGCGAGCAAGAACUAACGCGAGACAUGCUUGUCUACGACAAGAUGUGGCCUGUCUUCAUGGGCAUCUACAUUUGUACCUUUGGUACCAAUCAGGAUAUCGGAAGAUGUGACAUCAGGUAUCAUCUUCUCACCGUGUGGCUAGGUCGUGAUAGUCUCCGGCACAGGGUGCGCUUCCCUAAACCUCGCAAUACGCACACGAGUCUGGGACAGAGUAAGAAUCUGGAACAGCAAGCUCCCGGUUCUGGUAAUAGUUACGCUGCUAGUAUUGAGUCAGUGGGGCGUCCUUCUAUCAGGAAAGGAACAGGAGCGGUGAGAUUCUUUAUGACAGCGUUCAACCCCCGUCAGGGAUGCCUCGUCUCUGACCCGCAUGGCGCGCAGAUCAUUCUAGUAUAUGCCACAAGUCUGACGCGCGGCGGUUCAGAGCUACGCAUAUGGAGGCUGGGCGACUUGGGACGAAUUCUAUUCGCUCAGGGGAUGCUCUAUUUUGUCGUCACGUCGGUCGUGAAUGCUUUCUCCGUGGUAAGUUACCAUUAUCUGGGAGCUGAGUCCUUUCUGAGAUUGCUGCGCGAGGUAGCUCUAGUUGUAAGCCUCAUGCCGCUGCGUGACAUCCCUAUUCGCGAUGUACAUAAAAUCUCAGGACGGCCGCUCCGACGGGACGACCGCGGUCAGCGGCGGCUCUUCACAUGGGAUCAAGUUCUCCUCGGUGAUGGACCCUCCGCGGUAUGA